GAUUAGGAUAAUUUAUUAAACACUCCAACGAACAAGAAAAAUGAAAAAUAUAUUUUUGGUUUCGGUUUUAAUCUUUGCUUAUCAAUCAACUACAUUAGCGGACGAUACUCACAGUAUGAACACCAGGGGUAGAGUCGACCCAAGGAAAGAGUUUUGCAACGAACUGAUCAACGGUGGCCGAGUGGGAUUCUCAAUGAUUCAGCAACUUUGUGGUAGCUACGGUAAACGCAUGUUCAGCAGAACUAGAACCACACGUAAUGAACCUAUUGUGACGUCACGACGAUCCGGUUCAGCGCUUCCGGAAGCUAUGAUGUCAGACGACACUUUCAACACCAGAGGGAGCUAUAACGGUCGCAAAACAUCAUACAGGACGGGAAGGCGACCCGAGCAUGAACUGGUUUCAAGGCUCGCCGCUGCUCUAAGGAGGCAAUUCUCGUCUGUUACUAAACACAGCAACUUUGACCGACCAAAGGAUGACUGGCGGGUUCGAGAUACAGACGGGCCGAUGUAUCUUAUUAAGAAAUGGCUGCGAUAUGAUGCCUAGAGCCAACUAACGGACAAUCAAAUAUUCUACUUUCACUGUUCCUUUAAUUUAUCUGCCGUUAAAUGUCGCUGUUGCUGGUCGUAUCCACUGUCCACGUCUUGUCACGUGAUUGAGUCACGUGGCAUGACGUAGUAAUCAUUACUGUGCUUUUCAUUGUUGUCGUUUGUUUCGUAUUAAUCGGAGAAUAAUACAUCUCAUAAAACUUAUA
This is a messenger RNA of Ciona intestinalis (vase tunicate), 752 nucleotides long. RefSeq lists its product as uncharacterized. The record is from RefSeq and is a predicted model, not a curated record. Lineage: Eukaryota; Metazoa; Chordata; Ascidiacea; Phlebobranchia; Cionidae.